Seriola dumerili (greater amberjack) is the source of this 6136-nucleotide messenger RNA. RefSeq names its product tensin 3 (gene tns3). The coding region runs from base 375 to 4553 and encodes 1392 amino acids. Gene Ontology annotation, molecular function: protein binding; phosphatase activity. NCBI's taxonomy places the organism in Eukaryota, Metazoa, Chordata, Actinopteri, Carangiformes, Carangidae. Gene Ontology annotation, biological process: dephosphorylation. The transcript is spliced from 27 exons. The record is from RefSeq and is a predicted model, not a curated record.
CAGCAGGCAGCAGCAGCAGCAGCAGCAGCAGCAGCAGUAGUUCAGGAACCGUGCUGAAGCUUCCAAUUUUCUUUUUAUCACCGUCAGCCACAGAAAAGGCCCGAGGAGAGCACUGGGUCCAGCCGGGACAAAGUGAGCUCGCAGAAGCGCCUGUGAUCGGGCUUGAGACAGAGAGCACAUUCCAUCAGAGGGAAAUGAGCCUCUCAGCCUGCUCUAAGCCUGUAUGACGGGCUGAGGGCUCUUUGACUCAGGACUUUACCCCACUCUUUCUCUUUCAGCAGCUCUGACUUACAAAGGGAAUCAGAGGGGGGGAAAAAAGAAGAAGAAUCAAAGUACUCGCUCUCAGUUUGAAAAGGAAGUCCCAAGAUUCAGGGAUGGAGGAGGGAUAUGAGCUCGACCUCACGUAUAUCACAGAACGUAUCAUUGCCGUGUCCUUCCCCCGGGGAUGCUCAGAGGAGAUCUACUCACACAACCUGAAGGAUGUCACGCGAAUGCUCAAGUCCAAGCAUGCAGAUAAUUACCUGAUUAUUAACCUCUCGGAGAGAAGACAUGAUCUCUCUAAAAUGAACCCCAAGACCCUGGAUACAGGCUGGCCGGACAUGCACGCUCCACCUCUGGAUAAGAUCUGCACCAUCUGCAAGGCCAUGGAGAGCUGGCUCAAUGCUGACCCUCUACAUGUGGUGGUUAUACACUGCAGGGGCGGCAAGGGUCGAAUCGGUGUUGUCAUUUCAUCUUUUGUGCAUUUCACCGAUGUGUCGGCCAGUGCUGAUCAGGCGUUGGACCGCUUCGCCAUGAGGAAAUACUACGAUGAUAAGGUCUCAGCUCUGAUGACACCUUCGCAGAAACGGUAUGUUUGGAUCCUCAACAGUCUGUUAAGUGGAUCCAUGAAGAUCAACGCCUCCCCCUUGUUCCUGCACUGUGUCAUCCUUCAUGGGAUACCAAACUUCGACGCCACUGGAGUUUGUCGUCCAUACAUCAAGGUUUACCAGGGAAUGCAAGCAGUGUAUUCAUCUGGAAUCUAUCACAUUGGUCCAGGCCACAGAGACCGGGUAUGCAUCACCCUGGAGCCUGCCCAGCUUCUAAAAGGGGACAUCAUGAUUAAAUGCUAUCACAAAAGUGACCUCACUUCAGAGCGUGAAGUUAUUUUCCGGCUGCAGUUCCACACGGGAGCAGUGCAGGGCUACAACCUGAUGUUUGAAAAAGAAGACAUGGAGGCUGCCAGCAAAGAUCCCAGAUUUCCCGAUUAUGGUAAAGUGGAACUGGUGUUCUCCGAGGGACCGGAGAGAAUCCCAGGUGCCGACAGGUGGCAAAAUGGGACAGAUGUUAUUGUGGACUACAACACAGCAGAUCCUCUAACCCGCUGGGACUCCUACCAGAACAUCUGUGAUGGUGAAGCGCCACGCUCUCAAGGCCUAAGCCAGGACAAAGCGGCUAGCAAGAGGAGCCCCAGCGGAGGAGAGGCAACGCUGGGCCGAGGGGCCCGCACGACCUCCGCCACAUCCAGCCCUGACCACAGCGACCACGCCCUCUCUGUCAGCAGUGACUCAGGUCUGUCUAGCACUUCCCUGUGGGCAGACAGACCCACACCUAUCACCACCGCCACCGCCGCCGCCGCCACUGCCACCGUCACCGUCGUCAGGGCUAACCAGGGCCCCAGCCAGCAGGAGAAGGUUCAGCUGAAGCGCCUCCUAAGCGGCUUUGGUCUUGAGGACCCCUCACUGGAGGAGAUGGAUGAUCAAGGCCCAAGGGUGGGCGUCCAGCAGAUAGUCCCAGCCCAAGUGCACAUCAACGGAGACCCCCGUCCCAGAGAGAGGGAAACGGACAUUCUGGAUGAUGAGGUUAUUACGGGUCACGAUCUACACAGCGUGGACAGCUUGGGAACCUUGUCGUCCUCCUGCCACAAGAGCAGCCAGAACUCCCUGCUGUCGGAUGGCUUCGGGAGUCCUGGAGGAGAGGAGCAGCAGAGCCAAAGCCAGCACCACCUUCACCAUCCUGCACCCCCUCCCAUGGAGGAAUAUGAGAGAUCCUACGCCGAGGCUAGAAGGGGCUGUCUGAGCUCCCGGAGCAACUCUGUGGCCUCCUCUAAUCCCGGUAGUGCUCCCAUGCCCAAGCAGCAUGUCUACCGACAGGGAAGCUAUUCCACACAGUCCUGGGUUCGCCAGCAGCAGAUGGUUGCUGCACAACAGUUUAUCUACAUGCCAGAGGAAGGAAAUGAGACUGAAAGAUACCCAGGGAGCAAGCAGGGGAGCAGUUUACCCAAAACAGGCCUGCCCGCUGAACCACAGGGCCCAACGAAGGACACAACAGUGGAUGCUCUGAGAAACACAGCACCCCACAAGGAACAGACGACAAUAAACAAUAACAACAACAACAAACAGGACGAGGAGUUCAAAUCUUUAACGAUGGACAUUGACAACUCCAUCGAUCAGCUCAAUCAGCUCAUCAUGGACCUGGACCCCACAUUUGUGCCUGUAUCGAGCUCCGUUAAGAGGAAUGGCAGCGCGCAUGUAAACAGCUCAGGCGGCAAAUGCUCAAACGGCAUCAAUCUCAGAUUCAGCAAUAAUAACGCAGCAACCCUGACAAACACACAGCAGACAGCUGUCCAGUCCAGUGAGGGACGGGUGGGUGUCACACGGAGUUUGAGUCAUCAAGGAAGCGAUGUGACGGAUCACCCAGGCUUCUGUAGUUCAGGGUGGGGCGGGACAGAGGAGUACAGGGGCCAGCGGACAUACUCCCCCUGUGUGCCACAGUCUCAGCAUCCCAUGUUGUACAGGAGUGACAGCGCUGACUACAGGGCCCAGGGCCCAGACAUGGACAGUGGGGUCGAGGCCGGGAGUGACAUGACCCCACCCACUCCUGCCUUCCCCAUCUCUCCACCUACACCAUAUGUGAAAAAUAUGUCAGAAUUAACUCACCUCAGGCAAAUGCCAUCUCCAAGCAUGCAGUCAUAUGGAGGCUACAGAACAAACCAUGAACUGCGGGAAUAUUCAGAGAUGAUCGGCCAUGUUGGAGUUGACGGUUUGCCAGACUCAUCCAUCAACUGCCACAGGACGCUAAGUGCUACACACUCUGCCUCCACUGUUGGGACCCUAAAGCGGACAGACAGCUCAUCUAUGAACCAGUCCUGGCCAGAGCAUCCCGUCCUGAGCCGCCACUCUUCCCUGAGCGGCUACACCUCUACCAGACAACCACCGCAGCACUCCAUCUCACUGGACUACGGCCACCACUCUCCUCCCCUGCACCACCCCCAUAUCCACCCGGCCCCCAACGCCCACAGCUCUCCUCGAAGCAGCCAGCGAAGCCGCAUGGCUCGCUACGCUCUCAGCCACAGUCCAGCUCAAAGCUUUGACGAGCAGGAUGACACGGGUGUCGGCUACGGCACGGACUGCCCAAACGCCAGCUCUUCUCUGCUGGGAAAUGGAGGCAUGGACAGGGAUCUUUUGACCUCCAUGGAUGGGCAGAGUCAAUCACAGAGUCAGCCCCAGAUACAGCCCCCACUCCUGCCUGAGAAGAAGAGGGCGUCGGACGGGGAGCAUUCGCUGGGAACAGCCUCUCCAGCCCUCAGCGGCUUCUCGAGUCCCCACAGUGGGAGCUCCGUUAGCAUCCCCUUCCCCAACGUCUUGCCUGACCUGUCAGCUCAGACACCAGGCACAGCCUCACCUCUGCCAGAUGUACUGGCCAGCAAGCAGGUUACUGUAAAAUUUGUGCAGGACACAUCGAAAUUCUGGUAUAAGCCAGAUAUCUCAAGGGAUCAAGCCAUUUCAGUCUUGAAGGACAAGGAGCCUGGCUGCUUCAUCGUGAGGGACAGCCACUCCUUCAGAGGGGCCUAUGGGCUGGCGAUGAAGGUGGCUACACCCCCACCCUCCGUUCUCCAACAGACCAAGAAAGGAGGCGAUCUAUCCAAUGAAUUAGUACGCCACUUCCUGAUUGAGUGUACACAGAAAGGGGUGCGGUUGAAGGGUUGCCCCAAUGAGCCCUAUUUCGGAAGCUUAACCGCAUUGGUCUGCCAACAUUCAAUCACUCCCUUGGCCCUGCCCUGUAAACUUAUUAUACCUGACAGAGAUCCUCUUGAAGAUGUUGUGGAGAAUAUCUCACAAUCAGUCACCAACUCUGCUGCUGAGCUGCUAAAACAGGGUGCAGCCUGUAACGUGUGGUACCUGGGCUCAGUGGAGAUGGAGUCCCUGACGGGUGUCCAGGCAGUGCAGAAAGCCACCAGUAUGACUCUGAGCUCAAACCCUCCACCAACCUCCACCGUGGUCCACUUCAAAGUUUCCUCCCAGGGAAUCACCCUCACUGACAACCAGAGGAAACUCUUCUUCAGGAGGCAUUACAAUGUCAAUACAGUCAUCUUUUGUGCCUUGGACCCUCAAGAUAGAAAGUGGAAAAAAGAUGGCUGCCCUUCAGCAAAGAUCUUCGGCUUUGUGGCAAGGAAAACUGGCACUUCCAUGGACAAUAUAUGUCACCUGUUUGCAGAGCAUGACCCUGAGCAGCCAGCAAGUGCCAUUGUCAACUUUGUGUCAAAGGUGAUGAUCGGCUCGCAGAAGAGUAAGUAGGCCGGAGCUGAUCACCUGGACAAACAACAAAUAAAGACUGAAAAGCUGAACAAAGGGCAAAAUGUAAAGACUGAAGAUGGUGAUGACCUGAACAUUAACCCUGGAUAUUAACUGGAUAUUAUAUACAUUAUCAUCACUUACCAGCACCAGGACAUUUAAUUACAUCUUUAAGUAGAAAAAUAUAAAUCCCCUUCUAUUUUGUUAUUUUCCUCUCCUGUAAAAUGAAAUGUAAAUUAGCCAAUUAUGAAAACAUCAAAAUUCUAAAAAAUGUGUAAUCUUUUUCUACUGGUUUACAACUGUAAUAUCUUAUACAGUUAUAUUCAUUCUCAUCGUAUUUUAAGGACAUAACACAAAAGCUGCUUUUCUUAUCCAUGCGUAGAAUUUUUUAUGGACAAAACCCUACGUUUUGCAUGUUGCUUUUUCUUUCUACUAUUUAACCAAAACAAGCUUCAUUCAAGCUAUUAACUUCCUGUAAAGUUGUAGCCGAUGUCUAUGCUGCAUCUGUCCAGCGUGCAAUUUUGCUUCAUGGAGUUAAAAUUGUGCAAAGGAAAGUGCAGCAGAUAUGUAUAAUUUGGACUCUGGGACUGGCUACAUCGCAUACAGGAUUAUUUUAUCUAUGCAAUGUAAAAUUUUAUUUUUUUAAACCACAGCCGUCGGUACAUGUACCUGGCUUCUCUGAACUUGUUAAAUCAUUUUCUUCAUAAGAUGGAUGUGAAUAUGACCACUUAUAAAGCUGUCAGUAACAGUUUAAUGGAAGUGUGUGUGAGUGUGUGUGUAUGUGUGUGUGUUCUGAAAUGAGAGAAACCAUAGUAAAAAAGUAUUUUAAUUAAACGCUAAUAUAUAUAUUGACUUGACAGGAGUUGGUUAAAAACACAUUGGUACUUUGUGUAGAAGACAGUGGCAUUCCACUCACCCAGCUGCCAAACCUUACACUCUUUGUGGGGGCACGUGGCCACUAACAGCACUGCAGUGUUUCAGUAUCAAGAAUCAAUCAGUAUACACCAUUUUGUAUAUUUGAUUUGACUUUUUUUUUUUUAAAAACACACAGGCUGCUAUAUUGAGAAAGCAAAUGCUGUCAUUGCGUUAGUUUUUAAAACGUGAGAACGCUCAGUGUUGGAAUUGCACAAAUAAAUUUAGUAUUGGACAUAUUCAGCUGGUCAUCUGUCUAUGACAUAUACAAUAUACUUGCUCUGGGAGACAGAUUAAAAUGUUGAUAAUCCCAGCUGAGUUUGUGUUGACGUUGUAUAUGAGAUGAUGACAAAAAAAAGGUCAUUCCUUUUAACUAUUUUUGUGUGUUGGGCAGCCAUUUCCGCCAGAGAGGGACCUACCACCACAAUAAAGCUCUGUUGAUAUUCUUGCAUUGUUUAUGUACACAUUUGUUAUGAUGUUAUCAUUUUCAUGACCUAUUAUCUGUACCUCAUACUUAUCUCAUACAAUACUGUGCCUCUGUUUAUAACAUGCUACAUGUGAACAGUUUAUGUGUAUAUUGAUGUCGCGUUGUUUUUGAUGUGUUCUGUAAAUAAACGAAAGGAAACGUUUAUGUAAUCUUGGUGAUCCGUUAACCCUUCAAAUUAAAAGUUUGA